Owenia fusiformis is the source of this 3068-nucleotide messenger RNA. Lineage: Eukaryota; Metazoa; Annelida; Polychaeta; Sabellida; Oweniidae. The record is from the annotation of a GenBank genome assembly.
AUGGAAAGGGUUGUCAUGGAAGGUGAUGUAAUGCUGGGAGGCCUUGUCAGGAUAAGAAGCCUACAAGAAGGCAAGCAUUGUUCUGGUAAGAUAAAAUAUGGCGGAAACGGGAACGUGCAAAUUGCAGAGUCCAUGCAAUACGCUAUCAAAGCUAUUAACUCAGAUAAUGAUAUUCUCCCAAAUGUCACACUAGGAUGCAUCAUCGUCGACCAAUGCGCGUUGCUGACAACCAAUGUUCUUAGCGUAUUGAAUUUCUUACCUUUGGACAAAGAAGUAAGAGGAAUCCCAGAAAUUCAAAAUCUGACAUCGAGUUUCUAUGACAUUGCUGGGGUUGUUGAGUUCGCCACGAGCACAAAUGCUAUCACCACAGCAACCAUGUUCAGCCCAUUCCAGAUACCACAGAUUGAUACCAUAGCAACUACAGACGAGCUCAGUGACACUGGCAAGUAUCCUUUCUUGUUUAGAGUUGUUCCACCUGAUAGAUAUCAAGUAAAGGCUAUGGUUGAUUUACUGAUGUAUUACAACUGGACAUACAUCUCUGUGUUAUACUGGGAGGGCAAUUACGGCAAUACUGCCUUCAAAACAUUACGUCAAAAGACCAAAGAACGGGGCAUAUGCAUUGGGUAUUCUGAAAUGGUUGCCUCUGAUACAUCACAUGAUGAAUGGGAAGACAUCGUUGAAAGACUAAUUAAAACAAAGGCGAGAAUUGUGGUACUUUUCACAUACACUAGAGGAAUUAGAAAAUUGUUUCCAUUGGUAGAAGCCAAAAACAAAACCGGUGAAUUCAUUUGGCUUGGCGCUGAUGCAUUUGACACUCGAACUGACACAUCUAGCCUUAGGCCAUUUCGUGUUGGUUCGUUUUCUUUCAACCUCCCUCAGUACCAUGAUAGACAAUUCGAGAAGUUUUACAGAAGUAGAAACCCAUGGAAUAGUGGUGAUGAUAACCCAUGGUUUCCAGAUUUGUGGGAAAACUUAUUUAACUGCCAAUGGGAAGAUGAAGGAAAAAAUGAUUCGUGCACAAACUAUAAGGACAUAUCAUAUGCCACGGACCACCCUCUUAAUAUGAAAACAUCAAUGGUAAUUGAAGCAGUUCACACAUUGGCGCAUGCGCUUGACGCCAUGAUGAAGGAGGAGUGCCCAAAUGCAACAGGGGAUCACUUAAGACAAUGUGUAUAUAGAGGCAAACUUCUUAGUGACUAUAUCAGAAAUCUGGAUUUUGAAGGUCCAUACAGACAGUUAAGAUUUGAUGAAUUUGGUGACAUCAUUGGUAGUUAUGUAAUUAAGCAAUACGUAGAGGACAAUGAUGGUGUCUUUGAAACAAGAGAUGUUGGUAUUUGGGACCAAAAGACAAACAGAUUGACAAUGAACAUGCCACGAAUUCAGUUUCAUGAAAGGCUGACACAAACGGACACCAAAGCACUAGUAGCAAGGACCCAAACUGUUAGUGAUAAUUUGACCAAUGAAACGAGACAAGAAGCCAUGAUACCGGAUUCCGUUUGUAGCUAUCCAUGUUUGCCUGGUGAAUUCUACGUACAGCUUGAGUUGAAAUGCUGCUGGGAAUGUCGAUCGUGUAGAAACAAUGAGAUAGUUGUUCGAGAAUCAACUUCAUGUGAGGCAUGUCCUCUUUACACAUGGCCAGAGCAGACCAAUUUCACCACCUGCAUUAACAUCCCAAAUGAGGUUAUAAACUACCUGGACCCUAUCGUCAUAACAAUCUUGACUAUUGCUGGGAUGGGAAUAGCAUUUUGUGUUUGGAUCGCAGCAGUAUAUGCUCACCAUCGCGACAAGAAAUUGAUAAAGGCUUCAAACACUGAGAUAUCGGCUUUGAUAAUGUUUGGGACAAUUACAAUGUACAUAACUGCCUUUAGUUACUGUAUAGAGCCAUCGGAGUUGACUUGCUAUUGGAGAAGACUUGGGUUCAGUCUUAGUUUUGCCCUCAUGUACAGUCCCCUAUUUUCCAAAGGAAUGAGGAUUUACAGGAUAUUUCGGGCAGCAGAGAAAUUUAAACGUGGAACAUCGAGAUUGUCGAGUACAACUGCAAUGAUGAUGCUUUCAGUCAUACUGGUAAUGGUACAGGUGGCACUGUCUGCAGUGGUUGCCUGGCUAUCACCCCCUACAAUGGAACAAAGAAUGCCAAUACCUACAGAGAAGUUCGUGGAAUCAUCAUGCAGUCUGCCUCUUUGGACAUUGGUGGCCCCUCUUGGUUACAAUCUCCUUUUAAUUAUCAUCACUGCCUUCUAUGGAUUUCAGACACGUCGUCUACCUGAUAACUUCAAUGAAUCCCUUCAUAUAUUUCUUUGUGUCUGUGCUACAUUGUUUCUGUGGUUAGCAUUCAUUCCGACGUAUUUCACUGCUAUGUAUGUUUACCAUCAGAACCUGUUGUUUUCACUUGUGCUUUUAUUGAAUGCAACUGUUGCGUUGAUGUGCUUGUUCCUGCCUAGAGUUUACGCAUUGUACUUCAUUAACGAAUCAGAUAUCAAGUUUUCUUCAUCCACCACAUUUAGUUUUCGCGGGGAGAGCUCGGGCGCAACAUCAACGUCAAAUUCAACAAAUACCUCUAGUACUAGUCUGAACAAAAGCACAGAGAUCACUUUCGAAAGUAAUCCAAUGGAUAAGAAAGUUGUUAAGUCGAUCCCCAGUGUAGCUGAAAAAGUAUGAAUACGGUACCCAAUUAUGAUUGACGGCUUCAACGGGCGAACAUUCUGUAGCAAUAAUUCUUGAAUCUAGCAAAUAAGUGUGCUUUUGUGUGUUUUAUGAACACAACUGACGUUUCAUAAAUCAUAGUUACUGAAAUUACAAUCAAAAAUCUGUUCAAUUCAUCAGAUGAAAGUAAAGAAAACCCCUGUCUUGAGAACGCGUCUCUAACACCCCAGUCACAUUUCCCACGGCCGCCGUGCGGUCUAUCAUUUCUGCGGCCAGUGGCUUUUCUACGCUCGCCGUAGAAUUUCUGUGCUCUCAUAGUUUUGCAGUCACAUUUCCCACGGCAGCCGCACGAUGAAUUUUAAAUUUCUGUUGAUAAAUAAUACUUUUUUCAUUUUAUUUACAUCAGGACAAUUUAUAAAUGUUAU